CAGGAGCUCAUAACAGAACUUUAGGUCCCAUUUUCUACAAAAGGUUUGACCCUCUAAAUAGGUUGGUAGUAUCACGGACAAUAAAAAUCACAUGGUCAGCUGACCCAAUUUGGGGGCGUUUGGGUCCCAGGCCCCUAAAAUUACCCUAAUUCGAGACUCCUAUUUGGUCCCAUAAUUCUCAAAGCUUAAAAGUUAGUAACGUGUGUCAUUAUAUGAGAGAAUCUGAAAAAUGAUAAAGCUUACCGAAAAAUUGGGUCUUAAGACUGGGUCAGACCCCCCUCAAAGACCAUAUUUAGGACCUUAAUUUGUCCCCAUAAGCUACAAACUCCAAAUUUUGCACAAACAUUCUCUAACAUAGUGUAAUGUCAGUGGUCAUAAAGCUGACCAAAAAUUUGGGUCUCUUGGCCUAGUCAGACCGCGUCUCGCCCCAUAUCUCUAUUUUUAAUGCGGAGGAGAAGCAAUAGAAAAACAUUUGUCUUAUUUCCAAUGUGUUCAGGGCCUUAACUUAUUUUUAGAAUUUUUUUAAAUAGAAUAGAACGUUUUCGUCCAAAUACAACAGGAAACCGACAUAACAAACCAGACAGUGAAAGAAAAAAGUUAAGAGAAGCAGUUAUUUUGAAGCAAGUGAAGUAAAAACGUGAACAAAUUACCGGGAUAUUUGCAUAUUAGACUAUCAAAUAUAGAAAAUUAGAAACUUUAGAUAAAAUGUGAUAGAUAGAAGAUAUGACAGGUAAAGAUAUAUGUAAUUAUAUCAAGUUUUUAGUUACUGCAUGUUGUAGUCAGUUUCGGAUGAUAAGUCAAAAAAAGUUUUAAUAGUCUGUUGUUGAACUGAAUUUUUUAAACAUAUAUUUUGUCAAUUUUUACUUCAUUGAUUGAAUUUCUCAUUUCGUAGAAUUUUCGAACAAAGAAAUAUUCAAUAAGAUCAAUGAAAGCGAUGGUAAGAGGAAAACAUAAUUAAUUAGAAUACAUUAAUUUAAGAUAACCAAUAACAAGUUAUUAUUGUGAUAUUUUGCAGAUGUUGUAGCUACUGUAGAUGACAAUUUAAAUGCAAAUGGAAAUACUGACAGUGAUGAACGAUGCUGUGUGCUGCAUGUUGGUGAUGGAUACAAAGUUGGCAAAAUAAAUCUCUUCAAUACGGAAACCCUGGGAAAGUGCAAAUCUAUCUUAGUUACACGUAAAAAUGGAAAUCUAAAGUACAAGGAUACGCAACUUCCUGGCUUUGUGAAUAAAAUUCAAGGAUUUCAUUUAAAUUGUUACAAAAGAUUUAUAGCAUUGUCUGAAACACAGAGAAAAAAUCUCCCCAACGAUAAGAAAGUAUCUAAAGCUGUCCCUUUAACCCGUUCAAAAAUUUCCAUAACAGUGCAAUCAUCUUCAACAGGAGUGUUUUCAAAGAUAUGUAUUUUCUGCAUGCGAAAGGAAAAGAAGCACAAAAAUUUAAAGCAAAAAUUAAAUGCAGCAUCUACAGAGAAUUUUCAAGAAAAUAUAAAAAAGUAUGCACGUUGGUUGGAAGAUAAGCCUAUGUUAGUGCGAAUCGGAAAUGAAGAUUUUGUAAGCAAAGAAAUAUACUACCAUGGAAUGUGCAGGGUCAGUUAUCAAAGCAAGGCCGAAAAAACACCAUUGGCAAUACAAGAGAGGAAUGAAAAAGGGAUGGAAAGACAAAAACUUGAAACAUCCUGGCAUACUGCGAGAGGGAUUCACUGCAAGGCUUUUGAAGGUGUUUGUGCUUAUAUUGAUGAUCACAUCCUAAAAGAAAAAGAUGUUAUCUUACUCAGCGAGAUAAAAAAUCAAUAUCACAUGUUACUAGCAGAAAUCGGGAAUGAAGCAUUCGAAGAUAUUGAAUCGUCUUCAGCAAAACUUGAGCAAAAAUUAUUAAAGCAUUACAAAGAAAGUAUACAAAUCAUGAAGGGGAAAACAAGACGUGGAAACUUGAUAUUCUGCAGCACCAUUUCCGAAGAAGAAGCUUUCAGGAAAGAGUACUCGAUGAAGACAAAAUUGAAAGCGAAGAUUAGAGAUGUAGCGUUUGCAUUAAGGUCUGCCAUAAUGGAAAUUGAAAAAUGCCCUAUACCCGAUGAAGUGACAUUUGCAGAUAUAAAAAAAGGUGAAGUUGAGGCACCAAAUGAAUUAAUUGAAUUUUUCAGUUACCUUAUUGGUGGUCCUGACCAACGCAUAGUAAAGUCAAAUCAGAAGCAGAGGCGCAUAAAAAGUAUUGCUGACGAUGUCAUAUUUGCUGCAACAUCAGGAAAAAAAAAACCUGCAAAACAUUUGCAGCUUGGACUGGCAGUGAAAAGCAUUACAGGAAGCAAAAAAGUGAUCGAAAUGUUAAAUAGACUUGGACACUCUGUUAGCUAUAGCAUUAUCGAAGAACUAGAAACAGAAUUAACUUUUACAUCAACAAAGGCCGGGAAUGCCACACCACAUGGUAUGAAACUAAUGUCAAGUCUUGGAACAGGCGUUGCAUUCGACAACUUUGACAGAUUUGUUGAAACUUUAAGUGGAAAGGAUACCUUGCAUGAUACUGUUGGGAUAGCGUACCAAGUUGUGUCACAAAAUAAUGACAAAUCAUUGGAAGAAGAUGACGAUUCUACCCUUGGCAAUUCUCAGCUAUCUGGAAAGAAAAAACGUAGAUCAUUUCUGGCUGUAGGAUUAGACAUAGAGCCGUACAGAAAAAAACCUAAGAUGUUAACAAGAAUAAUGCUUCCACUAGAUGACCAGAGAAGGGCGUCAGAACCCCUUUCAUAUAUCAAAGCACGCAUGUACGAUACCUUGUGGAUGAUGGAUUUUUAUUUUUCACCCGACACUACACCAAUGUGGGUUGGCUGGAAUUCUAUAAUUUUUCAAAAUACCAACAAUCUGCAAAAAGUUUGGUACCUGCCACAAAUUAAUCAGUCUCCAACUUCUAUAGCUGUAGUAGCAGAAACAUUGAGGCGUGCACAGGUGAUUGCGAAUGAAUGUGGUAAAAAAAACAUUUCAGUAACAUAUGAUCUUGCGAUUGCCAAAGUGGCUAUGCAACUUCAAGCAGAAGAAUCUCCAAAGUUUGACAAUAUAUUUGUCGCUCUAGGUGCAUUCCAUGUAGAGAUGGCCAUGUUUAGCGCAUUUGGCAAGUACAUCGCUGAAUCUGGUGGUCCGCAUAUCCUAAAUGAAGCUGGUGUGAUUGAAAAAGGUUCUCUCAAGUCAUUUUUACUGGGAAAGUGUUACAAGAGAAGUAAAAGAUGUCACCAAAUACUUGCACUUGCAAUGGAGAUUCUUCAUUUUCAAUAUUUUCUUCAAGAAAGAGAGGAAAUUCAAUUAAAAGAAGAUAUCCAAGAAGAAAUCAAGUUCAUAAAAUCCCAAGAACCCUUGAACUUGCAUGAAGGACAUGAAGUAUCCAAAGAAGUCAACAAUGUCUUGCGUGAAUACAGUCAAUUCAGGCAAGAUACAGAGAAAGGAAAUCAUGGUGCAACAGCACAAUAUUGGAUGGGGUACGUCGAGAUGAUUCGACUUUACCAUGAUUUUAGUAGAAGCUUGAGGGAUGGAAACUUUGAUCUGUAUGUGUGCUGCUUGCCUAAAGUCGCAAACUAUUUCUUUAGCAUGAACCAUCCAAAUUACGCUCGUUGGAUUGUCCGUUAUCAUGAUAAUCUUCUCAAACUAAAGGACUCUCAUCCCGAGGUUUACACUGAAUUUCAAAGGGGAUUAUUUUCGCUGCGAAGAACCCAAAAGUCAUUCUCAAGAUUACCAAUCGACUUGACAUUAGAGCAAACGAUAAAUGCAGAUGCUGCAUGUCAGCGAAAAGGUAUAUCAGCUUUAACAAAUUCUAUUUCUGCUCGUCAACGAUGGGCACAAAGUCAUUCUAUUCGAACAAGUAUUGUGUCAUACGUGUUUGAAAAUUUGGGGAUGACAAAACAGGAAGACGUGUCUCAAGAUUUAAAGGCCAGCAGAAUGCGACAAAAUUCUAAAGAUUUACAUCAAGUUAUAAACAUGGUCAAGGAAACCAUGAAUCCAUUUAACGAUGCUAUUGAAAAACAAUAUCUUUUUAAUAUAGCAUCAGGAAAAGCAGCCUCACCAGACACAACAAAGUUUUUGCUCAACAUCGUUAGUGUUGGAAGCAAAGCACGUGAUAAAUUUAUUGACGAAUGUUCUAAAGAUCCAGCAAGAUUCGAAAAACCUAUACGAAGACAAACAUUACACACAUUUGCAACUGGGGGAACGAAGUAUAAUAUUAAAGCUGCUGACAACAAAGUGGUUGCUGUAACGAUGAUGAGAGAUUUGUUUGGUAGCAUCUUGUACCAUUCGCUACAAAGGAAAAUUGAUAUGGCAGAGGUACUGAAGUAUCCUCUAACACCUGUCCCUUUAUCUCUUGGACAUGUUGAUGGCAAAAUGCAAAAGACCCCUAAAGUCAAAUUAUUGAACGAGUUAGAAGCAAAAGUAAAAACUGACGAUCCAAAUCGCGUCGAUGUUAACAUAAUUGAUGGAAUGUUUUUCCUACAUCUUUUUGUUGACCUUCCAGCAACAUUUGGAGCUCUGGCAACAUUCAUUUUGAAACGCGUUUGUGCUAGCAAGGGAAACAUCAUACAUUUUGUUCUAGACAAAAUGGUACACCCGAGUAUCAAGGAUUGUGAAAGGGAUUUGCGAUGUACUGAGAGACAUGGAGCUUAUCAGAUAACUGGACCUGAGCAAAAAAGACCUUCAAACUGGUUGAAUGCAUUGAGAAAUGAUCACUUCAAAGCAGCAUUGGUGGAGUUCUUAGCCUUCUUUUGGGAAAACAACAUGCAUUCAACAGUACUUGGAAACAAAACAGUCAUAAUGAAUCGCAAUGAUACCUGCUACAUGUUUAGAGUUGAAGGAGAGAUCGUGGUCAAAACCGAGAUCGUUAAAUUGUUUUCAACUCAUGAAGAAGCUGAUUCCAGAAUUUUGUACCACCUAUCUUCGAUUCAAACACCAGCAAACGUUGUGAUAAGAACCAUAGAUACUGACGUGCUGAUAAUUGCUCUUGGCUGCCUUAGUAAGUUACCUAACAGCUUGAAUAUUUGGAUGGAAACCGGUGUUUACACUAAAAAUACAUUAAGGUACAUAAGUAUUAAUCAAAUAUACCAGAAAUUGGGCAAAAAUAUUUGCAUGGCCUUGCCAGCAUACCAUGCUUUCACUGGAUGUGACUAUACAGCAUCGUUUAGUAGGAAAGGAAAAAUUCGACCUUUCAAACUACUAGAAAAAAAUGAAAGUGUGCAAGAUGUAUUUAAACAGCUAGGAACAAAUCUUGAUGUCACAGAUGACGCUUUUGCAACGUUGGAAAAAUUUGUAUGCAGCAUGUAUGGAAAAAGGAAUCUAUCAUCUGUAGAUGAAGCUAGGUUGGUAAUGUUUUUGGAAAAGUAUAAACCAAAAGGAGAAAAUGAAGCAAUUUCCUGUGUUAAAAAGUUUGAUGGAAGUUCUCUACCACCUUGUUUACGAGUGUUGCGUCAAAAGAUUUAUCGAACAAAGUAUGUUGCACAGUUAUGGAUGUCAUCAAUAACGUCCGAGCCUCCAAAUCACCUUCCUGAAGACAUGGGUUGGCUGCUGAAAGAUGGCAGCUAUAUCAUUAAGUGGUACGAAGGCGAAAUGUCUCCAAAAGCAGUAGAUGUCACCAGCAAUGAAAAUUAUUAUGGAUUCUCCAGAGAAGUAGAAGAUUUUGAAGGGUUUGAUGAACUGUCAAGUGAUGACGAUUCAGACAGUGAUGACGAAACUAGUGACGAAGACGUGUAAUGAUAAUUUAAGAUGCUGAUGCAGAACAAUAUCAAUCAUGCUGCUAUAACCUAUUGUACAUAUUUAUAUUUUAUUAAAUGCUAUCAGAGCAUUUCUUUUUUAAUUUGAUAUCGCUAACUAUUGUCUGACCUGAUCAAGAGACCGUAAUUUUUGGUUUGCUUUUUGCCAAAUCACAAUAGUCUUACAAAAUUUUAAGUUUGUACCUUAUGAGGUCUAAUUUGAGUCCCUGUUCAGAUCUUUGUCUGACCUGCUGAUAGGACCGCAUUUUUUGGUAAGCUCGACCAUUUAUGUAUUACAUAGUUAGUAUAGAACACAAAUAUUGAGUUUGGGCUUUGUAGUCAUUGGUUUUUUUUACCCUCUAAAAGUUGUUUAAAAUAGGGAUUUGGGGCGAGACUUGGUCUGACUAGGCCAAGAGACCCAAAUUUUUGGUCAGCUUUAUGACCACUGACAUUACACUAUGUUAGAGAAUGUUUGUGCAAAAUUUGGAGUUUGUAGCUUAUGGGGACAAAUUAAGGUCCUAAAUAUGGUCUUUGAGGGGGGUCUGACCCAGUCUUAAGACCCAAUUUUUCGGUAAGCUUUAUCAUUUUUCAGAUUCUCUCAUAUAAUGACACACGUUACUAACUUUUAAGCUUUGAGAAUUAUGGGACCAAAUAGGAGUCUCGAAUUAGGGUAAUUUUAGGGGCCUGGGACCCAAACGCCCCCAAAUUGGGUCAGCUGACCAUGUGAUUUUUAUUGUCCGUGAUACUACCAACCUAUUUAGAGGGUCAAACCUUUUGUAGAAAAUGGGACCUAAAGUUCUGUUAUGAGCUCCUGGACUAUCAAUAAUUUACUCUCUCGUUGAAGAUUCUUCGAAAAUGCUGAUGGUGCAUGGUUUGAUAACAGUUGAUCUGAAAAAGAAGUACAUUUAAAAAUAAGAAACAAGAAUACAA
Messenger RNA from Hydractinia symbiolongicarpus, 6641 nucleotides. RefSeq lists its product as uncharacterized. The transcript is spliced from 4 exons. The coding region runs from base 1408 to 5712 and encodes 1434 amino acids. NCBI's taxonomy places the organism in Eukaryota, Metazoa, Cnidaria, Hydrozoa, Anthoathecata, Hydractiniidae. The record is from RefSeq and is a predicted model, not a curated record.